UAUCGACCAGCCUUUUCGCGUCUACCCAUAUAUCAUCGAACUUUCACGUAUCGUAUCGAGACAAACUCUCAGAGGUUCGCAAAAUGUCGCGUCGAAUUCUAGCAGCUUUGUCUGCUAUCAUGCUCUUUCUGUGUGGUGUUCAGAGCCACAUGGUGAUGAACACUCCUGUCCCGUACAAUCUGGAUAUCGCGCCGCUUCUCCAGGUUGAUCCCAUCAGCGGCGGUAAGCACCCCUUCCCUUGCCAUAACCACUACGGCUUCUCGUCGCGUACCCAGGUCGAGGCUGGCGGAUUGACCCUCGUCAACUUCACUGGUGGUGGCCAGCAUGGCGGCGGCUCGUGCCAGUUCAGCAUCACCUACGAUGAGCCGACCGGUGGAGGAGACUGGAACAAGUCAGCCAAAUUUAAAACCAUCUACAGCAUCAUCGGAGGCUGCCCGGCGGUAUUCACCGAUGAACGAUUUAACCUCCCCGUGAUCGGACAGGACAAGAACAUGCGCCAGGACAGCAAGCAUUGUGGUGACGACAAAGGCAUUGACUGCAUCCGACAGUUCAUGAUUCCCAUUCCGAAGUUCCUCAAGAACGGGCCUGCCACCUUUGCCUGGACUUGGUUCAACAAGAUUGGAAACAGGGAGAUGAACUGUGCCCCGGUCGAUAUCACGGGCGGAACCGGCGAUCAGAAGCUCAUCGAUGAGCUGCCUGACAUCUUCAUUGCCAACUACCCCGGCGACCUCGACGUGCCCAACUGCGUAACCGGUACAAGCGCGAACGAAGUCAUUGUCAAUUUCCCCAACCCAGGUAAAUACGGCCGUGUCCUGGUGCCGCCUGUUGAGCCUGCGGUAAAGCCACCCAACUACUGCUCCCAGAUUCCGCCUGCCUCGUCGCUGCCCACGUUCGUGGAGGACUCCGGUAGCGCCUCAAGCAGUGAGAGCACAGGCUCAUCACUUUUCACAAGCUCUUCAUUCAGCAGUACGGUCUCAAGAAGCGAGAGUGCAAGCUCAUCCCUUCCUGCAAGCUCUUCGCCCAGCAGCACCGUCUCAAGCAUCAAGAGCACGAGCUCGUCAUCCGCUGAUGCAUGCUCUGACUCUCUUCUCACCAGCAGCUUGCCCCCAACGGCGGAGAGCGGUCGGCUCACCAUCCGAACCAGUACCGUGACAGUAACCGUCACAAGUACCCUCUCGCAGUCCGGCCCCGGCUGCAGCGUCACGGAGACAAUGAGCAGGGCCUCUGGAUCCUUGGUGGUAGUCCCAGUCGUAGCCAACACGACAACAGGCGUGAUCGCCAAAGAGACUAUCAAAAGCACAGUCACUUCACAGGUCUAUACAACAGCCACCACUCCAUUCUCCCCCACUGGCCCGACUACGUCAACCUCAGCCACCAUCUCCGUGUUUAUCAGCUUCCCAACUCAAACCCCGCAGAUCACCACCGGUCCCAUGUCUGUGCCUAAGCCGAACGACAAGGCAAUUCCCUGCUCAAACCAUGGCCAGGUGAUUUGCAUUGGUGAGAGCCAGUUUGGCGUCUGCAACUGGGGCUGGGCAAUUCCACAGGACCUGGCAAAGGGCACGCGCUGUGUCGAUGGGAAGGUGAUGCCCAAGAGGGAUGAUGGCGCCGGAGUGGCUCGCGGCGGUUGGUGGAGUCCUUUCACUGCCUGAUGCCUGAUGGAGGCCUUUACCCACGAGGAAGGAUGUGGUUUGAGGUGAAGAGAAAGGCUGGAUCGGGCGGUUGUCAGUGUCCUGAUGUGUCCAU
Messenger RNA from Canariomyces notabilis, 1743 nucleotides. RefSeq names its product lytic polysaccharide monooxygenase. NCBI's taxonomy places the organism in Eukaryota, Fungi, Ascomycota, Sordariomycetes, Sordariales, Chaetomiaceae. The record is from RefSeq and is a predicted model, not a curated record. The transcript has 3 exons. The coding region runs from base 84 to 1649 and encodes 521 amino acids.